Molecule: messenger RNA, 5943 nt
Organism: Babesia ovata
Lineage: Eukaryota; Apicomplexa; Aconoidasida; Piroplasmida; Babesiidae
Exons: 2
Coding region: 1-5943 (1980 amino acids)
Source: RefSeq, a predicted model, not a curated record
AUGCUGCUACGAGCCUUAUUGAAAGGAAAAGACAACUUGAGUGCCCUUCAAAAUACUGGGAACGUGACUCCUAUUGUAGCAAGAAGCAGUCUGACAUUGACAAAGAGGAAGAUAAAUCUAAAAAGUCCAAAAAAAGAAAAGGAUGAUCACUACAACGAGGUUCAUUACCUUACUGAGGAUGCCAGACAAAGCGCCUUGGAUGAUAUUGAUGCCCGCCGCAUCUCUCUUGGUCAGCUUGCUGGACAGCUUUCGGGUUUAAUUGGUGGGAGUGAGGAAGUUAAAAAGGCUAUUGUGAAUGGUUUGCACAGUAAUGUAACUCAGCUUGAAAAGCUUUUGAAAACAUCUUGCGGAGGGGAGGGUGUUGUAACUAUAAUGAUGUUAAAAAUAACCUUAAUGAUGUCAAUGAGAAGCUUAAAAAUCACCUUAAAGAGGAACAAAACCUCUGAAAAUCUUACUGUAAUCCUUUCUAAGUGCAAGUUAAAUGGUCUUGAUGGUCCCUUAAAAGAGCUUAAAGAUGCAAUUACUGAGAAAAUUGAGAAGCUUAAUAAAGAUAUUGAGAGCCUUAAAAAAGCAGAUAAAGAUGCUAAACAACGCAAUGAAACUCCUCAAAAUGCCUCUGAAAUUGUCAAGUUUAAUAAGGAUCUUCAGUCUCAUAAUGCUUCCAAGAGGUCUCUUGAGACACUGAAAGAGCUUUGUGGAUAUGCUGGGAAAAUUCAAAAAAAUCAUGAAAAUCCUAAAAAGCUUUUAGAGAGUCUUUGUACAGGCCUCGAAAAAUUUCUCGGCUACCAGGAUGGUAAUUACACCGGAGAGGGAAUUGUGUACUCGGACCUUGACAGGCUGUGUGACGGGGUGAUGGCGUUCUUGCACGGGGUGCUGGAGAGUGUUAAAAACGACAGUAAUGUAAUGCAUUAUCAUGAUUUUAGUAGUUGCAUUGAGACAGUUAAAAGCAAUAUGUAUCAGCGUGGUAGGUUUAAUGAUGCGAUUAAAGCUGUGGCAGUUGCGCUGCGGAAAUGGGAUGGAAAUCUCAGUGCGAAAACAAAAACUGUUACAGACAAUUUAGAUGCGCUAAGCACGAAUAUAGGAACUAAUAUUGAUAGUAUUAGUCAUGUUGAUACAUCUCCUGAUACAUUUGAUGGAUCUGUUAAGCAAUGGGUUAAGACAGUGAUGGGUUCCCUAGUGACUACGCUAUUGCAGGCCGAAGGAAGUAUAAGAGACCUUGAUGAAAUUAUGCAUAAGAAGCUUAAAAAUGAUUUUGAUCAUAUAAAGCUGCAGGUGUUUAAUCUGGAAUCCGCUGUGUAUCGCGAGCAAACGGAAAUGCAGGCGUUGAGUAAGAAUGUUAGAUUGACCCAUGACGAUCUUCGAGAGAUCUUGAAACUGAAGGUGAAGACAGAAAUUGAAAAGCUGAGGGAUCUGCUUGUUGCCAAUAUUGAUAAGUUUAGAGAGCGACUUGAGGAUAUUAAAAUUCAACUAGACGAACAAGUUGCUGCACUUGAGGAUUGCAUAGAAAAAAUGACAAAAGUAAUUGAGGAUGCGCUAUGGAAGACCGAAGAAGUUUUAAGACGUGUUCAGGAUAAUCAUAAAACUAACAUUGAAAAGAAAACGGAAAUUACCAAGCAAGCUGAAGAUUUAAAAAACAAAGCAGUUUCAUUACGGACUGCAACAAAUGAGGUUAAAAAGGCUGUUGAACAGCAGGUUACUCAGGCGCUUGAGAAGGUUCUAGUCUUGGACAGGGCGGUGAGGACCGGGUUGAAGGAAACUAAGGAGUGGAUUGAAAUUGCGGUGAAGAAUUAUGUUAAGACGCAGUUGCUGGGGGAUAUUAAAGGGAAGGUGGAGAAGAUUACCGGUACUAGCGGUGAUGGUCUUGAGGAUAUUGUUAGUGCACUGAAGGAGUGGGCCAGAGGGUUCGGUAAGGAUGAUAAGUUUGGGGAGAAGGUGCAGGAUUGGAUUGAUGAUAUUUUGAAAGCGGAACCGGCUAGUGGGCGGCUUGGAAGUUACGUUAGCAGUAGGAGUGUUAAGUUUCGGCCACCGUAUACAUCAAUUCAGAGUGGAGGCGACGAUGGGUUGCAUACAGCUAUCAAGAAGGUAAUGGUAGCAGAGAUUUUAAAGCAAGUACCUGAGACAUUCAAAAUUAUUAAUGCAAUUGAUAUGGAUAAGGAGAACAUGGAAGCAAAUUUAAUCAAUGUGAAAGCCGUUUGCCUCCAAUUCGCUAAAGAGCUUGGUGAGAAACUUAACAACGGUGGUCACCUUGACACCGUUGCUAGCACGAUAGCCAAUAAGGUUGAGGAGGAGUUGACGGGGGAUAAAGCAGCUUACCCUAAUCUAAAUCGUGCUGUCCGCUCAAUCCUCCACCAGCUGGUUGGUGCGGCAAGGAAAGCUGGUGCAGCAGUGGGUUCGUUCACCGGCGAUGACGACGGAUCCGGCAGCGACAUCACCAGUGUGAAUGCCGCGCUUACAGUAGCGCAGCUGCUUGAGAAAGAUCUCAAACAGGCGACUGCCGAUUCCGGCACGGGCGCCGUCGCACCCAUUCAUACCGACACCACCGGAGAGCAUAAGUACAAAUUCGACGCCAGGAUCCUCGGCAUACUGCAGGAGCAGAUCGGGACGGAUGCAACUGGUGGUGGUAGGAAUGGUCAAUUAGAAAAAGCUCAUGAAACUCAUUUCCUGUAUUACGGUGGACUAAUUAACCAGAAGAAUCCGAAGCUUAAAAUCCAAGACGCUGUGCUAACCGGCAAUGCAGGCGACGACGAAGGCACUUUCCCCCAGGCGAUCAAGCAAAUUGAAACAACGGGUCUGUCACAACUUACGUCCGGCAAUGGCAUCGAAGCGAUCCUGAACGAAAAAACAAGAACCUUCGAAUCGCCUUUUCAUAAUAUCCAAAAAGAGCUCACAGCGCUUACACAGUUUGUGACCAACGACGGAAAAACAGGCGUGAAGGAUUUUCUAACUGAACUAAAGACGGAAAAGAUUGCGAAGGAACUCCAAAAAAUCCAGUCGGGCAUCGACACCAUUCUCCUCAAACAAUUAACCCCUCUCAUAAAGGGCAUUCAGACUUUCACCGCUAAAACGCUUCCUUAUGCUGCUCAGGCCACGACAAAGACAAUAAACAACUUCGUCAAUGAUGAAGUAAAAAGGGCAACAGACGAUAUUAAAAAAGAUGCUUUGACUAGAUACAAAACCUCUAAGCAAGAUGAAUUAAGAGCUUUGAGAAUUGAAGUUGAGAGCCUGGUGAAGCAGAUUAAGAAGACUGUUGAAUUCGACCUGGCGAACGGCCUAAAAGGUUUCCUUAGGACCAUGAAGGAUAAUGUGAAUGAUCUAACGGAUGAUAGGAAUUUGAAAUCCAUGUCUAUCAGCACCAAUCUUGUUGUAACAAGACUAAGUAACUAUAUACAGACGCAAAUUAAAGAUACUCCGCAACAUGCUCAACUUGAAGAUAUCAAAAAAGCUUUUAAUACACCAUUUACACAGCUUUCGUAUGCCGAUUAUCCUCACUUCAACCACAAUUUUGUCAUGCUAGGUGAAAAACUUGAACAAAAAACAAAUGCCCUCUCCCCCUCCAACUUCCACGGCUUCCACAACCCGCUGCUCCUCGACGCCCUCAAGGCCGGCAUGACGCAAUUCACCGCGGAACUCUCCCACGCGUACGUGAAUAAAUACUCCGGGUGUAAGCCUGUAAAGAACUGGGACGAUGUAAAAUCCUCCGACAAGUUAUCCACCGAGGGCCGGAACUGCGCCAAGGUCUGCCUGACUAUACUGGAGAGGGUGUCUUAUGAUUUAGCUCAGUUGAGAAGUAGGUGUAAGGAUGGUGCCAAGGAAAAAUGGCACGAAAAGACAAUAUGUUUGAUUGAAAUGUCGAGCAAAAAGAAUGUUGUGAAUCCCCUUGGUGACUGGCUGAAGAAGCACGGCUUUACAGUGCCGAAGGAUAAGGACGCCCAAAACGGUGAGUUGAACAAGGACAAGAAGGGUAACGAAAUUUAUGAUCUACUUGUCAAAGAUGAUGAGAAACAUGUCUACAAGAAGGAUAACAGUAAGGAAGAUGAAGGCCCAAUAAGGGCACUCCGUCGCCACGUUGAGAGGUACUACAAGGUCUCUCACUACAUCAUCCCCCCGAAACCAAAGGCGCCGACUACUGUUAACCAGAUGCUGCAAUGGCUUACCGGUUUACAGUAUAAUCCAGUAUAUGCUCCACUUUGCAAUUACUUCAAGCAAUUGUUCCCCAAGCCCAAGGGAUAUGAGCGAGAUUAUAAGGAGAUACCCAGCGACCAACUGAAACUAGAAUAUCAUCAGUACGCGAGAAUUACACAUAAAGAGCUAACAGACACGCUUGAGACUCUAUGUCGUCAGUCCGAGAAAAUGCUAAUUACCUUCCUAGGCCAUGGCCAUGCCGACGGCAUCUACGCCGUUGAGUUCUCGAACAAUUCACUAAAUUUGUUGUAUCCCGGUAGCCCUGCUACCUGCUUAGAUAUGCUUGUAGAUGUGUUGAAUAGAGUGUAUUAUCAACUUAACUUCAUAUACAAGAUGUGUCAUAACGGCCGUAGUAGGGGCGGUUGGGAGGAAUGCCACUAUGGCAGGUACAUUGGUGGGUCACAUUGGAACUGCAAUGAGAAGCAGUGUCCCGACCAAGACUGUGACCAAACGUGUACCCAAAAGCACACCCCAAACUGUGACCAACGUGUAAGUUGUGGCCUCAAGUCGCCGUUACAGUCGUUCCUGGAAGACGGAUUGCAGGGUUUCCUCCCGCACCAGUUAAAGAAGCCUAGUUGUAAGCUGGAAUGCACUGUGCCCAAUCACCAAGGCAUUCCAUGUCUCACCCCAAUGGGCUUUGCUGAUAUUUCCCAAGUGGCGUCACAUACGCAAACCGGCAAGCACCUUUUUGGCGCACUGUAUUAUUUUUGCGGCACCACGUAUGCUCUCACUAAGCUGUGUAGUACGCUAAACUGUCUACUGCGAACGCCACCCAAAUCAUUAGGUGACAUGUUAGCUUUCUACCAUAAAUUCCUCGAGAAUUAUUCGAGACAAAAUCAUAAGCAAAUCGCAUUUGACGAGGCAGCCCGAAAGGCCAACUUCGGGAAUCCAGAUACUAAAUUGGACAUUGUGUCUAUACAAGGCAGCAAGUCGCACACUGCUAAACAUUCCCAAGGUGACUUAUUUGGUAUAAUUAGCUGCAACACUUCCGGGUCCUCCAAAAAUCCAGUCGUCCCCUGUGGAUCGUAUAUGCAGCCACUUACAUUAGAUGUAGUCUCCAUGUUUUCCGAAACGCGCGCUGCCAACUAUCUUUCGUGGAUUGUAUAUAUAACAGAGACAUUCUGUGUUCUGCUCAUGAAAUUGCUUGAUGAGUGCUGCAAUAACUGCAACAAACCAGGCACCAAAUGCCAUGAUAAAGCCUGUGCGGAGAAAUGUGAAGUGAAAUUGGCGUAUGAAGCUGAACAAUCGAAAAAUGCUCCAACAUCGCCCGCAGAACUUACAGGUAAAAGGCACAGUACAGACUGCCAUUCCAUUGUCAAAUGUCAACUUACACAUCCAACACUGUACAAAUACGGUUUCACAUUUGAAAGCCCAUAUGACCUCAGUGGUGAAUAUGGGCAACAAACGAGGCGCACAUGUAUAGAUCUGUGCCAUGCGCUAGAAAAAUUAACAUCCCUUUAUGUGUACUUUAUUAGCCCUCUGGUCCCUCUCUUUCCUCUACCUGCUGCACAUCGCCGUCGUCCGCCUCGACGUCCUGAGGAUACGCUCCCACUUAAAAUCACCUUCAAGCCACAGGAUCGCCGCGCAGUCGCUCCUCGCCGUUGCAAGGGUUGGGAAAAUUGCCAACGUCAAGUACUUCUCACCAUAAUCUUGCCUCCAUUCACCAUCUACAAGUCACCACCUAGCCCACCCAGCUCACCUAACUUGCAACUCAGUAGUCAAUGUAGCAACCACAUACAUGACUCGCAAGCUAAUACGUGA